Striga asiatica is the source of this 366-nucleotide messenger RNA. The record is from the annotation of a GenBank genome assembly. NCBI's taxonomy places the organism in Eukaryota, Viridiplantae, Streptophyta, Magnoliopsida, Lamiales, Orobanchaceae.
AUGCCAGACAUUAGGAGAGACUAUAGAGAUCGCGCCAACUACGGACUCGCUUUCUUGGAAAUUCACUCCAUUCUAGACGAAGCUCAAAUUCUCUCGGUCAAGAAAGUGCUGAAAUCCCUUGUGGAAGGCAACGCGAUCGGUAAGGGAUGCUCGGGAGUAGCCUAUCGCGUGGAGCUCAAAAACGGCAAAGUGAAAAAAUUUGAUCGACAUGACGCGUGCCGACACUCGGGUCCAUCUGGCUUAAACCAUAACACGAGGCUGCUUAUGUACGAUUACAUGGCAAACGAAAGCCUGACGUGGCUGCCUGGAGUGGAACGUGACGCUGCUUAUCCUGUUACAAAGAUGUCGGAAGAAGAUUGGGAGUAG